GUGAUGCUAAGUUGGUGCGGUUCAAGGUGACCGACGUACCACAGUACCACGUGAAUCAGCAGCGUGCGAAAUGUAUCCGCUGGUAGGUGGUGGGGGUGGGUGCUGUAACAAACACAAGCGCCUAAUUUAACAGUGUUGCCGCAACAUCUCUACACUCCCCACAAUAGGAGAGAAGCUUCUUCACUCCACAGCCACAGGGUAGUAGAGAUACCCACUAAUUAUUGGUCUGUUCUUUUCUGGUGCAAUUUGCACGCAGCUAGCACCACUGCAUCAAUCAUUGUUUCAAAAUUGAUCGAUCCUGUGUUGAUAGUGGUAGCAAUGGAAGCAGAGAACAAACAAGUGAUCUUCAAGGGGUUCAUAGAGGGCACUCCAAAGGAGACAGACUUACAAGUAAUGGCUGGGAUUAGUAUCAAGCUCAAGGCUCCUAAAGGCUCUGGAGCUUUCCUGGUCAAGAAUCUCUACCUCUCUUGUGACCCUUAUAUGAGGGGACGUAUGCGUGAUUUUCGUGAUUCAUAUAUUCCUCCAUUCGUUCCUGGCAAGCCACUUGAAGGAUUUGGUGUCUCCCAAGUUGUGGAUUCUGAUAAUCCGAGUUUCAAGCCUGGCGACUUGAUCUCUGGCAUAACCGGAUGGGAAGAAUACAGCUUGAUUCGUAGAACUGAGCAGUUGAGAAAAAUUAAGCAAGAUGACAUCCCUCUAUCGUUCCAUUUGGGUCUUCUUGGUAUGCCAGGUUUUACUGCAUAUGCAGGCUUCAAUGAGGUCUGCUCUCCUAAGAAAGGGGAAUAUGUUUUAGUUUCUGCUGCUUCUGGAGCCGUGGGUCAGCUUGUUGGUCAGCUUGCUAAGUUGCUUGGCUGUCACGUAGUUGGAAGUUCUGGUUCAAGCCAAAAGGUUGAUCUUCUGAGGAAUAAGCUUGGUUUUGAUGAUGCUUUUAACUACAAGGAAGAGCCAGACCUCGAUGCAGCUCUGAAAAGGUACUUUCCUCAAGGCAUUGACAUCUACUUUGAUAAUGUGGGAGGGGAAAUGCUUGAUGCAGCGCUUCUCAACAUGAGAAUUCAUGGUCGAAUUGCUGUUUGUGGGAUGGUGUCUGAAAAAAAUCUCUCUGAUCCCGGAGGGAUCCACAAUUUAUACAAUCUCAUAACAAAGCGCAUCAGGAUGCAAGGAUUUCUGCAAAGUGAUUACUUGCACUUGUACCCGCGUUUCUUGGAAGAUGUUAUUAGCCUCUACAAGCAAGGGAAGAUUGUUUACAUUGAAGACAUGAAUGAAGGCUUGGAAAGUGCUCCAUCUGCGUUUGUUGGGUUAUUUUCGGGAAGAAAUAUUGGCAAGCAAGUCAUUCGUGUCGCAAGAUAUGAAUGAAUGAUUCUCGUACAUCAAAGAUGUACUGAAAUUUGACAAAAGAAGUUGUUGUUGUUGUUUUUUAUUUUAGGAUUAAAUUCAGUUUA
This is a messenger RNA of Rosa rugosa (rugosa rose), 1436 nucleotides long. RefSeq names its product 2-alkenal reductase (NADP(+)-dependent). Gene Ontology annotation, molecular function: oxidoreductase activity, acting on the CH-CH group of donors, NAD or NADP as acceptor. The transcript is spliced from 5 exons. Bases 319 to 1350 code for a protein of 343 amino acids. The record is from RefSeq and is a predicted model, not a curated record. NCBI's taxonomy places the organism in Eukaryota, Viridiplantae, Streptophyta, Magnoliopsida, Rosales, Rosaceae.